AUGUCUUCAACGUCAGCUUUAAGUCGUGCGGUUACGAAAAAAGGAGUUCCGAGACUCCUUCAACUUUGUUAUAAGAAAUUAAUUUCCCAUAAGCAUCUUCUAUAUAAAGUGGGUAAGGCGCCUUAUUAUUUGUUAAAACGAGUCCUUCGACAUUGUACACCGGAUGAAUUAAGGAAUUUAGAAGAAGCAAAUCCGCACCUCAUGGAUGAGGACAUGGAAUUGUGGAAGGAUCAUUAUAUCCGUGCUCAUCCAAACUCCUCAAGAAGCGUUAUUGACUCCGAUAAUGAAGAUUGGCGUCAGCUUUAUUGGAGAUCAAAAGAAGAACAAGCGGAAAGAUUAGCUAGUUGGCAAAAAAUGACACCUCUUCAGAAGCUGCGACGAAGUCAUGAAAAGAAUGAUUAUUAUCGACCAGCUUUUAAACAACAAGAGUCGAGUACGAUUAGGCCGAGAAGUGAUCAAAUUGGUUUAAAAAAUAAUUUACGUCAUGAACCAUAUCCUACUGUUGGUGCUGUUACCUCUCAAAGGAAAGGUAAUUCCGUUGUACCGAAUAAUAAUUAUUACUCUUCUGUAAACUCUCGCAUCACAAAUUCUGUACCCUCUCGGCGGUCUCACAUGGAUUCAGGCAGUCGUACUGGGCCAAUAAGAUCUGCUGCCGUUCCUGAGAGUUCUCGCAUCACAAAGUCCGCUGCAUUAGCCGCAUCACGGACCCCAAUACCAGUGACAACCGCCUCAAACAGAGUCGUUGCUAAGAAAAAUACUACCAAGUCGUCAGAUAGCUCACAUGUUAUAAAGACAAAGUCGGAUGUUCGUCAGAAAGUUUAUCCAAAGACUAGUUAUGAUAUUCAAAAUGCUAAAACUGCUACCAUCAAAUCCUCUAAACAUUUAAAGCCUAAAAGAUUGGCUUGA
Molecule: messenger RNA, 906 nt
Organism: Dentiscutata erythropus
Lineage: Eukaryota; Fungi; Glomeromycota; Glomeromycetes; Diversisporales; Gigasporaceae
Source: the annotation of a GenBank genome assembly